AGAUGGAGAGCAUUGUACAGUGGUCAAGAUUGUCUGAACAGUUUUUGGCUGAAAAUAUGAGAGACAGACGAUGCUUAUGGGACCAUAAGCACGAUAGCUUCAUGAAAAAGGGCCUCAAAAGGAAAAAUUACUUAGAAAUCACCCUGCAACUAAGAGAGAACUUUCCUGAACUUGCUGAUCUUUAUACAGAUCAAGUGCGGACAAAAUUCAAUAAUCUGAAGGCAUACUUCAAUAGGGAAUACAAAAAAAUUCAGUGUACUCCAAGUGGUUCAGCUGGUAAACCAAGCUCAAAGUGGGAACUAUUUGAUGUGAUGUGUUUUUUAAAAGAUACAGUGGCUCCACAUCCUACAUAUUCCAGUGAUAUUAGUAAUCAAGUAAAUUCUAUAGAUACUCCUUUAGUUAUUGAAGUUGAUCAGAACACAUUUGAUUCAUUUCCAAUUGGAGAGGGAAGCGGAGAAUCAAGUAUGGCCUCUCUAAUUCAACCUGUUACCCCAAACUUUGACCAGUCAAGUGGAGAUAUUGAUCAGACUGAUACACCAAUAACUCCCACAGCUUCAUCUUCAGCACAGAGCCAAAAGCCAAGUAACAGCAGUAAGAAGAGGAAGCUACAAAAUUCCUUUGAGGAAGAAUGUCUGCAGACCCUCAAAGAAUUGGACAGCUCAAGCAAUACUAGUAAGCCUACACAUGAUGACUUUAGUUACAAUUAUUCAAGAAUAGUGGAGGACUGGUUACGGUCCCUAUCAGCAAAGGGUCAAAAGGUGGCAUCACUGAGAAUUUCCAAAGUCCUCAUGGAUGUUGAGGAAGAAUAUGGCUUACCUGAUGAUAUAUGCAAACAGUAA
Macrobrachium nipponense is the source of this 839-nucleotide messenger RNA. RefSeq lists its product as uncharacterized. The coding region runs from base 3 to 839 and encodes 278 amino acids. The record is from RefSeq and is a predicted model, not a curated record. The transcript is spliced from 3 exons. Lineage: Eukaryota; Metazoa; Arthropoda; Malacostraca; Decapoda; Palaemonidae.